AGAAACCCAUCAAAAAUAGUGAGCUUUGUUCUUUGCUUCCGCUUCGAUUUCCAUUUUGAUCCCCAAUUGUUCACCCAUUACUUGAAUUCCCUUCCGUUUUCUUUCUUCUUUGUUUCUUCUGUUUAUUAUCAUUAUUUUUUUCUGGGUUUUGGUUUUGUCAUCUCUUUGUUUAGUUAUUUGCAGGUAAAAAAAGAGAGAAAAAAUCCAGAUGGGAAAAUCUUCUUCUUCUCGGAAGAAAAAACGCUCCAAGGCUUCCUCUCAGGCUAGAAAGAGGAAGAGGAGUAAGAUUAGGAGUAGAAAACACGAAUCGAAGAAGCUUCGCCGUCGUUUUUCAGAUGAUGAUACAUCAGGUUCAUCUUCUUACUCUUCUAGUUCUGAGGAUGAAAACCAUAGAGGUAAAAGUUCUCGAAUUCGUGCCCGAAAGGAUGUUAAAAGUAGUAAGAAGAAGGGUAGGAAACAGUAUUAUAGCAGCAAAAGUAGCGGGGAUUCUCCCCGUGCGAGGAAGAGAAAAGGGUCAAAGAGAAAACGUUAUUAUGAGAAUAAGAACAAAGCCUAUUCAAAGAAGAAGUGUAGGAGAGAUUAUAGCACGAGUUCUACAAGUAGCAGGUCUUGGAGCUGCUCAACUUGUCAAGGUGAUGGUAGCAGCAGUCAUGAAGUUGAAUUUGAGAGGCACCGGAGCAACUGUGGAAAAGAAGAGAGAGAUGAAAUAAUUCUCGACGAGGUUGAAAGUCCAUCUAAAAGGGGUAGAUAUAGGUCAAGGAGUCCUUCGCGCGGUCAAUUUAGUGAAUGUAGUACUCAUCAAAGUGAGGAGAAUGUCUUUGUUGUCAACAAGUCAAGACGGUUGAGAUCGGUUAUUAUUGUUGCGGAAAGGGAUAAUGGAGAUAUGGAACUAAGUAAAGAUGGAGAUAAAGAAGAGAUUAUACAUAUUCAUGGUGAUUACCCUCCCUGUAGAAGCAAUGAUAGCAAUGAUGUGGGGAACAAGUGGGGAGAAGGUGAUCUCUCUUCACAUGAUGAGGUAGAGAAAAUGAGGUUAGAGAAUGAAAACGGUGAUGACACUGCCGUCUCAGACUUGAGAUGCAACGAACAUGUGAAGAGUGGCAAUGAUUCCAUCGCUGAUGAUGGGAGCCGAUUUGAUGAAAGUAACCAUAGCUUUGAUGAACGUGCGACUACGAAUACUGUGAAUGACUUGGAGUCAGUUUUAAGACAGAGGGCUUUGGAAAAUCUAAGAAGGUUUCGGGGAGGGCUGCAAACCAGAGGAAAAACUACUGUUAACCAGAACAAUAAGAGUGAGGGGGGUGUGAAGGAGUCCUCUAUUCCAAAUGCGGAACCAGUUCAAACUGGGUCCAAUGUGGAGGAUGAUACUAGAGUUGUUGGUGCUAAUUUUUCAAGAGAGGAUGGUGCGGAAGUGGCUGUUUCAACUGAAACCCAAUCAGGAAAAGGGGUCCGGGUUCCUUUAACAAGGAAAGAUACCACCUCUUCUUCCCACAUUGACGAAAACAUGACAGACAAGAAUACUCGUGGCAAUGAAUCUGUGCCUGCAAAGCAGAAUGUUGCUUGUUCAACACGUCAGACAACUCUUUGUGGAAACUCUGAAGAAAAAGUCAUUGCCGGUACUUCUGCAGUGCAACCAACAUUGACCACACCGGUGUUGACAUGUCAAUUGUCAAAAACUUGUUCAACUCCAACGCAAGCACCGGAACGUGAGGAACCUCGGGCAAACUUGUUGCUUACCAAGAGUAGUUUAGAUGAGACCUCAGCUGUAACUGCCCCACCUGCGACCCAGAAUAGUGAUAAUAAUAAUAGUACAGACGUCAAUAAUGCAUGUAGCUCCGCUGCUUCCGAGUCUCCUUCGCUUAAAUGCACAUCCGUAGAGACUAGGGCUGAUAAACUGCAAGAUGAAGCUCAUGAAGGGUCUCAGUUUGAGCAGAAAACUAUGUCUGUUAUGCGGGGUGGAGAAAUAGUUAAGGUGAGCUACAAAGUCUACAUUCCAAAAGCUCCUGCUCUAGGAAGGAGGCUGCUCAAGCGGUGAUAUUCGAUCAACGAAUCUGUUGAACUAGGUGACACCUGGUGAAAGCUCUUUCGACUGGAGACGACUGGUGAAGUCUUUGCUGUGCUAUGUUAAAAGCGAUAAUAACCACAGUAAUUAUAAGACUAAUAUGCAUCUGCUGUAAACUUUUGCCUUAACAAAGUGGGUAAGGAACUUUUUGAAACUAUUUUAACCAGCUUGUUCACGUGGUAUCUGAAUUCCGAAGCCUUGUGGAUAGAAGUCCUCUCAUGGUUUUAGUAUAUUUUUGUGGAUGACCGAAAGCUUGAUCAUGGAUUGUUUGUCUUGAUCAUUUAGUAGUGAGAAUUACCAAUUUUAUAUACAAGUUCCUUUAAGAUAUUAUCCA
Messenger RNA from Morus notabilis, 2390 nucleotides. RefSeq lists its product as uncharacterized. Bases 209 to 2029 code for a protein of 606 amino acids. Lineage: Eukaryota; Viridiplantae; Streptophyta; Magnoliopsida; Rosales; Moraceae. The record is from RefSeq and is a predicted model, not a curated record. The transcript has 3 exons.